AUGGGCAUCUCUCGGGACAACUGGCACAAGCGCCGCAAGACCGGGGGUAAGAUUGGCCCUCGUCGCACACACACGGUCCGAGUUCGAGGAGGCACUAAGAAGUACCGUGCCCUGAGACUGGAUGUGGGGAACUUCUCCUGGGGCUCUGAGUGCUGUACUCGGAAAACAAGGAUCAUUGAUGUGGUCUACAACGCAUCCAGUAACGAGCUUGUGCGCACCAAGACCCUGGUGAAGACCUGCAUCGUGCUCACUGACAGCACCCCGAGCCGACAGUGGUACGAGUCCCACUGCGCACUAUCCCGGGGCCACAAGAAGGGGGCCAAGCUGACUCCUGAGGAGGAAGAGAUUUUAAACAAAAGACGAUCAAAGAAAAUUCAGAAGAAAUACGAUGAGAGGAAAAAGAACGCCAAAAUCAGCAGCCUUCUGGAGGAGCAGUUCCAGCAGGGCAAGCUUCUUGCCUGUAUCGCCUCAAGACCAGGCCAGUGCGGCAGAGCGGACGGCUAUGUGCUAGAGGGCGAGGAGCUGGAGUUCUACCUGAGGAAGAUCAAAGCCCGGAAAGGCAAAUAAACCAUUCCUAGCUCAUAUAAUAAA
This is a messenger RNA of Acomys russatus (golden spiny mouse), 591 nucleotides long. Its product is annotated as 40S ribosomal protein S8-like. Gene Ontology annotation, molecular function: structural constituent of ribosome. Gene Ontology annotation, biological process: translation; maturation of SSU-rRNA from tricistronic rRNA transcript (SSU-rRNA, 5.8S rRNA, LSU-rRNA). The coding region runs from base 1 to 567 and encodes 188 amino acids. Gene Ontology annotation, cellular component: ribosome; cytosolic small ribosomal subunit. The transcript has a single exon. Lineage: Eukaryota; Metazoa; Chordata; Mammalia; Rodentia; Muridae. The record is from RefSeq and is a predicted model, not a curated record.